UGCGUGGACGUGACUCGGAUGGGAAAAGAAAACCGAAACCGCAACCAGAAGUUCAUUUUACGCGAUUUCUGAAUGGGACUUGUGUUCAGAAAGCAGCUCAAGAAAAAAAACAAAAUGUGAAAAGCGAAGAAAAAUAUGCAAAAGUGGGAAAACAAAGAAAGGAAAAAUUAAGACAAAGUUAAACCACUUGAUGUCCCCUCGGGUGUCCUGUGUCUGUGUCCUGCAGUGCCGCCUGUCGAGUGCCUUUUGCCGAAAUCACUUUUAAAAUUUGUUUGCCCUGGCCGUAUUCAAAUGGAUAUUAGAAUGCCGCGCUGAACCGAGGACCCAAGGAGUGAAAACAGGGCGAAAAGAAACUGGGGAUUUCUCCAAGGAUGCGUAACGUAAAAAAGGGAUUAUUGUGCAUCAUUUCGGGCUGUGCGAAGAAAACGUAAGGAGGCGAAAGAAAAAAUAUUCUCGAGUCGGAUUAUGCGAUAAAUUGUUACUGAAGUGUAAAUGUUUUCUCACGUGUUAAAUCAUUAAAUAUAAGCCAUCCAAGCUGCACAGAAAUGAACCACAAUCGGUUUAGAGCCCCACCAUAUGGCUAUUGUAACUUAUUACCAAGAACUUUGAACCUAAAGAAAGCCCAUCGAAAGGCAAUGUGAAACUUGUUAAACACUAUAAAUGGCCCAAGUUCCUCGGGUUUUUUGUCCCAAAACUUUUGCCCAUUAGUCAUCGGGAACACUGUGUGAUAGUUCUGCCGUGCAAGUUAUUAACUUUUGAGAGGCGACGGAAAAGAAAAUUCUAUGUUAUUAAUUGCUAAAUGAUUAUGAAAGUUUAAGUGGAAAUAAGUUGAUUUAUAUUUCUUGGCAAGUUCAAGCACUUGGCUUGUUCAUUGAUUGAGCUGUUGAAAUAAAAAGUUGGGAUGAUGAAUUGUUCUUGAAGAGUUCUUAAACUAUGCAGCUAAAAAGUUGACUUUAAAAGUGCACAACUUAACAAGUUGAAGUUUGAACUUUAUUUUUAUAAAAUUUUUUGCAGGCUGGUUUGGUCUUCAUUUUAUAUUUUUUUUUGUGGAUUUAAUUCAAAUUUAAUAUUACUUUCUAAGCUUUGACCAGUAAAUUAUUCGGUUAUUGCAAAGCCACUUUAAUAAACAUAAUAAAAUCCUGUAGCAAACAACUUUGUUAGGAAUAUUUGUUUAUUAGGGCUUAAACGGAUUUGUGAUGUUCGGCUAAAUAACUUUUCGCAAAAGGCCAAAAACCUAAAUAAACAAAUUGGAUUACCAUACAAUAAAGUCGACUUCUGAUGCCAGUUUAUUUGUCUAUGUUGGUGCCACUGCAGCGGCAAUAAAAGUUUAGCACUCAACAAAGGCGAAAACACUUAAAUAAAUAUAUAAAUCAAGCAACACAAAAAUAGUGCACGAGAGGACAGACGCAGUGAGCAAACAAAGGGACUGCUACAAAAUCGCUGGAGAAAACGCAUCGAAAAACUUGUGGCCCAUAAAGAAUAGUUGCAAUUUUUUGUUGUUGAAAAACCCGAAAUAAAAUCGAAUAAAAUAAAAUAAAAUGGAAUAGGACGGAGGUUAGAUGGAAACCAAAUAGAGGCAAGCCAGGACCCAGCCCCAAGUGUAUUAAUUCAAUAAACCUAUUUAUCUGAGACUUCGACUGGGAUUUGGAGAGCCGGGCAGAGAAUGCGACAAAGUUUGCCAGCCAAGACGGCGCAGUGCAAUCAGCAGAUCCUGUCUCUGGUCCUAAGGAGCAAGGGAAGUCAGAGGAGUCAGAGCAGCCAGAGGAGCCAGAUUCGAUGCCGCAAACGAGUCCCAAUUGGAGGCAGGCGGACAAUGAGCGCACAAAAGGCGCUGUAAGUGUCAUUGCAGCCAGGAACUGGGCCACUGGGACCUCCACGCAGGACUAGAGUCGCAAGAGCAACAGAAGGAGCAGGAACUGAGGGAGCAGAAGGACCCACACCAGCACCAGCAGAUCCAGGACCCGGACAGCAACGUUGACAACCGAGAUGACAGUGGCAGGACGAACGGGACGAACGGAAGGCGGAGGAGCGCCGUGGUGUCGCCGAUUUUUCCAUACAUCCCGACCAGCGUCUUGGCUGCGUAUCAGCACCAGCUCCGUCCUCCUGGUCCUGGCUCUUGGCCUUGGGAUACAAGCAGUCACCUGCAGUACUCCAGAGCCUGUAGAGAGUCGUACAGAUCCAGCGGCUUUGGCGCGGGGACUGAAAGCUGCUCAGGGACAGGUUUGGACGGCCACCACAAGAUCCACUUUGGCAGAUAGGCCAAUGACAACACAAAACGAUCUAAUUACGACAGCCAGCAACUUGACGACAGCAAAAAAGACAGCCACAGAAACGGCAGCUGGAACAGAGGCAGCACCAGGCUCAUGGAGCACUACCACCACAGCCGUGGCCCGGGGCAUGUCAUCAGCAGAUGUGGCAGGAGCAACGAUAGCAACCAGCCAGUCAGCACAAAUUGGGCUAACUACUCAGGCCGCAGGACGGCAAACAGAAGCAGCAGGAGCCGGAGCAGCAGGAGGAGCGUCAACUGAGACCGCAGCAGAGAUGCUCAUAUCAACAAUUUAUCCAGCAUCAGCGGAAACGGAUGUGCGCAACUCCAUUGAAAAGAUGGUGAACGCGGCGCAUCCGGGUGUCCCUGAUUCUUUGACCAAGGGCUUCUCCAUUCCGACCUUCCUGCCGCCGUUUCCCGUUUUUGCGGCAGCGGAUCUGCCCGCUUACCGGGCCGCUGCCGAUGCGGCCGAGGCGGCCAAGUUAGCGGCGGAGGCGGCUCAGGUCGCUCGGGCGGAGGCGGAGGCCCAGGCCGCCAAAACAUCCGCCGAAGCGGUGACAAUGUCACCGGAGGAGCAGCGCCGGCAGGUGUUUAAUGAGCAGCACUCCUACCUGGCCGCCCACCGGGAGGGGGGUUCGCGGAGAAAUCUGACAAUGCCCGUGCUGAACAUCACCGCCCAGAACGGAAACCACGCCUACAUGCCGUGCCAGAUACAUCGCCUGUCUGAUAAACCCGUUUCGUGGGUACGCAUGCGCGAUAACCACAUCAUCAGCGUGGACGAGACAACCUUUAUAGCGGACGAGCGUUUCCAGUCGAUAUUUCAGGAGGAUCAUGAUUACACCUGGUCCUUGCAGAUCAAAUACGUGGAGCCUGGCGAUGCUGGGUGGUACGAGUGCCAGAUGGCAACGGAGCCCAAGCUCAGUGCCAAAGUGCACCUACAGAUAGUCAAACCCAAGACUGAGCUGAUUGGGGAUCAGAGCCGAUUCGUGAAGGCGGGCAGCAAGGUGGCGCUGCACUGCAUCGUCCGCGGCACCCUGGACCCGCCCAAGUACAUCAUCUGGUUCCGGGGUCAGAAGAAGAUUAGCGAAAGCGACGAGCGGACCGGCUGGUACACGCAGCUAGAUAGGAACAUAUUCGGAACGGUGGGCGAUAAUCAGAACACGAUCGGCUCAUUAAUUAUACCGCUCGUGCGGAAAGAGGAUUCCGGCAAUUAUACGUGCCAGCCGUCGAACAGCGUCUCCGUGUCCGUGGACCUGCACGUGCUAAGCGGUGAAUACUCCGCAUCGGCCAUCAUGUCCACGGCGGCCAGGACGACGACAGGCGGGCGGAGCACGUUCCACUCGCCGCUGGGUCUCCUGGGAGUCCUUGGAGUUCUUCGAGUCCUCUGGGCGAUGCAGGGAGCGAUGCACACAAACACACCGCCGGCGCACCAGACGUGACUCGCCUAUUGAACGCCUGGUCGUGGCGUCCGACUUCCAAUUAUUUGUAAGCUUUUGCGCCAUCUGCAGUUACGUAAUUUAGGUUAGAGAUUAAUUAAAGGCGGCCUUGUAAAUAGCGGAGAGGAGCAGCAGGAGGAGAAGGAGGAGAAGCAGAAUCCCCGUCGAAGCAGGAUUGACGACUCUGUAAUUAGGUUAAAACGUUACCAUAACUCUCAUGUCUGCGUGUCUCACAAUACGAGUAUCCCCCACACCCAUACUGCAUUCGAAUUCAAUCUAAUGUACAAUUCAAUUUAAGCAGACCCCAUUUCAAGUUGUGAAAUCGAAUCAAUAAUUAGAUUAUUGUCAGAGAGAUAUUAUUAAAUGAAAAUAAUAAAACCGAAUCAUAAAAAUCCAUCAUAAAUAACAGGCACUCAAUAAAUCAUGUGAAACUUUA
Drosophila biarmipes is the source of this 4138-nucleotide messenger RNA. RefSeq lists its product as uncharacterized. The coding region runs from base 1987 to 3705 and encodes 572 amino acids. Gene Ontology annotation, cellular component: neuron projection membrane. The record is from RefSeq and is a predicted model, not a curated record. NCBI's taxonomy places the organism in Eukaryota, Metazoa, Arthropoda, Insecta, Diptera, Drosophilidae. Gene Ontology annotation, biological process: synapse organization. The transcript has 6 exons.